Messenger RNA from Ictidomys tridecemlineatus (thirteen-lined ground squirrel), 4395 nucleotides. The record is from RefSeq and is a predicted model, not a curated record. Lineage: Eukaryota; Metazoa; Chordata; Mammalia; Rodentia; Sciuridae.
AAUAUAGUUUUACCCAUCAGAUGUGGCGGCACAGUGGGAGCCAUUCUGACAUGUCCACUGGAAGUUGUAAAAACACGGCUACAGUCAUCUUCUGUGACACUCUACAUCUCUGAAGUUCAGCUGAACACCAUGGCUGGGGCCAGCGUCAACCGCAUCGUGUCUCCUGGACCCCUCCAUUGCCUAAAGGUGAUCUUGGAAAAAGAAGGGCCUCGCUCCUUGUUCAGAGGACUAGGCCCUAAUUUAGUGGGGGUGGCCCCUUCCAGAGCAAUAUACUUUGCUGCUUAUUCAAACUCCAAGGAAACGUUGAAUGGUGUGUUUGAUCCUGAUUCUACCCAGGUACACAUGAUUUCGGCUGCUGUGGCAGGUUUUACUGCAAUCACGGCAACCAACCCCAUUUGGCUUAUAAAGACUCGGUUACAGCUAGAUGCAAGGAACCGUGGGGAAAAGCGAAUGGGUGCUUUUGAAUGUGUUCGUAAAGUGUAUCGGACAGAUGGACUUAGAGGAUUUUAUAGGGGCAUGUCUGCUUCAUACGCUGGCAUAUCAGAGACUGUUAUCCAUUUUGUUAUUUAUGAAAGUAUAAAGCAAAAACUACUGGAAUGUAAAACUGCUUCUGUGAUGGAAAAUGGUGAAGAGUCGGUGAAAGAAGCAUCAGAUUUUGUGGGAAUGAUGCUAGCUGCUGCCACCUCAAAAACUUGUGCCACAACUAUAGCAUAUCCACAUGAAGUUGUAAGAACAAGACUACGUGAAGAGGGAACAAAAUACAGAUCUUUUUUUCAGACACUGUCUUUGGUUGUUCAAGAAGAAGGUUAUGGAUCUCUCUACCGUGGUCUAACAACCCACCUGGUGAGACAGAUUCCAAACACAGCCAUUAUGAUGGCCACCUAUGAAUUGGUGGUCUACCUACUCAAUGGAUAGCAGCAAAGGCUGCCACACUACAAAGAGGGAAGACCAAAAAGAUUACAGUGGACCAUGGAGUAGCAAAGCCAGCAUGGUGGACAGAAGGAAAGUAGUUGGGAACAUAUAACUGUGCCUCAGCAGCAGUGUGAUUGAGGUGGUAACCAUGUCACAUUACUUAGUCUCUCAGUAAUGUGAACAAUCCUUGGCUACCCUUGAGGAAAUGCCUUUAGAAGCACUCCUUCUCAAAAUUGCCAUUUUCUCUACCAUGUCCACAAGAUGCAGUUGUGUUUGUUGAGUAAUGGCAUUCAGAGUGUAGUGUUGUUCCAUCAGCAUUUUUUCAGUCUCUAAACAAAGCCAUCCCUAAUUAUAUACUGUACUACAACUAUCCAAAGAUAGUAUUUGACAGUCAUAAUUUCUAACUUCUGGCAUUUAAUCCCUAUAAUACUGUAGAAUAAUAAUAAUAGAUAGAUCCUGAAUAUUAUUUUCCCAUUUUCCUGAGAGGACCUGGCACAGUAUUUUAAAUUUAACUAUUUGGCAUCAAUAGUUAACUGUUAUUGACAACCAAUGAAAUUGUGUCUAAAUACCUUGUGUACUUUUAGCAUUAAGAUGUUUUGGUUUCCAUGACUAACCGGUGCUUGAUGUUGAGCAUAAUGUGGACUUUAAAUUGUUAGAAUAUCAAACUCACAGUAGUUUGGCAAAAUAAACUAGUAAAACAUUAAUUCUUGGCCAUUUCAAUGACUUGAAUGUGUCUUUAAAUCUUACCUAAUUUUAUGGUACAUGAAUGAAUGCAAAUGCCUUCUCAGUAAUUUACUUGUUAUGGACUUGAAUUAAGUAUCACUUAGUUAAAUAGAAAAUUUUACUACUUCUGAAUCUUUCUCUACUUGCUAUCACUUUAAGAAUCUAAACCUUUGAAUCAUUUCCAGAUCUGUAUAUAUUAGAUUUAUUUGUAGAGAAAAUGGUAAUUUUCAGUUUUGCCCUUAUGAGUUUUUUUAAAGCUGGUAUUAAUGUGGGACAGUAUAAACAUUAUAGAAGAGGAGCCCUCUGAUUCAGAAGGUAAUGAUCUUAAUUGACUUAGAGUUUAUAAAUGAACAGUUACUUCUGAUGGAAAUUUAUUCUGUCCUAUUUUCUCGAAUGGUCUAUCAUAGAAAGAUUCAAGUUAGUAAAAUAUGUUGACAGGAUGUAAUUUUUAAAUUUUGCUAUUAAGUAACCUGUACCUUUUAAGACUUUAAAUGUGUUCUAUAUAUGGCCCUUAUGAGGUGUCUGCUAUUAUACCAUGUCAAGGGACUUUGCCUAUGGAUGUUGCUAUACUGGUUUAUAAAACUUCUACAGUUGAACUCCAGUGUGGUCCUCAGUUCAGUCUACCUUAACUUGACAUUUUGUGCAAUGGCUUUAUCUUGAGAAUGACUCCUUGUGAAUGCACUUUGUGGCCUUGGGGGUGGGGAGGGAACAAGAGAGGAGAGAAUUUCAUGUUAACUUUUUUUGUUGUUGUUUAAAUAUUGGUCUUAGGGAGAAACAGUGUUCAUAACAUUUUUCUGGGUUUUUCUUUUGAAGGUCUAAUAAUGUGUUUAAGCAUUCUUCGUACCCUGCAGUGCCACAUUAUGGAAAAGCAGCAUGUCAUUGCAAUUUUUUUUUUUUUUUGCUGUCACCAAUGAAGCUCUCUUGAAUUCUACCUUAACUUCCUUGUAAUCAGCAGUAACUGGAUGUUUUUGAGGUGCUCAGUUGGAAUUUAAAAUAUUCCAAUCUAUUUGGAGACCAAAGGCAAAUUCAGUUUUGUUACCUUUUGUUAUUUAACAUUUUUUUUUAAAUUUUAAUUUCUGCUUUGACAUUUAUAGUGAGGAACAUACUAAGCUCUCUUCCCCACCAGAAGAAUACCCCAGAAGUUCUAACUUAAAUCUGUAGAGAAGGUCUCAUUCCAUAAUGUUUGCCUUUUCAGUGCCAUUUAUACUGCCUAAUACAGUGCCAUUUGCCUUGUGAAGAUCCAUAAAUAAUGUGUUGAAUGUAGGACACACUCCCUAGUCUUACUGAUCUCAGUGCCCCACAAAUGAAGAAUGACAUGAAAACCAGCAGCUAAGGAACAUCUCAUUUUGUUAUAGCAAAUUCAUAACAAGUGUCCUUCAAGGAUGGUAUUUUAUUUCUGUUUAUAUUUAGCAAGCAAAACUUACGUUGACCUUUCGUGCAUUAUAUCAGCUUUUAAAGUGCAUAUUAUGUGUGUACUAGAAGGAAAAGAUUUUCAAGUCUUGGGCUGCAUUUGUGCAACAACUAGAAAGGAGCAAUGAAGUCUGGUUUUUCCCCUGAGUACAUUCUGCCAUAGUUUACACUAGGACAGAUAAUUCAAAAAAGAAAACUACAUAUGAAAAUUGCUUUAAUGCAAUUAAGGUUGAUUUUUUUUUAAUCUAUUCUAAUGUUUAAAGACAAAGAUGUUCAUCAGAGCAUUGGACUUUUUUUUUUAAAAAGUUGCUUAUGUGUUGCUUUCAUCUGUUUUCUAUCAGAGAACUUUUUGGAUUUUUUUGUUGUUGUUGUUGUGUUUUGGUAGGAGAUCAUCAGCACUCCAGAUUGGUCUGUAUUUUAUUACAGAAUCUUCUCAGAAAUUGAAUUGAACUUCUUCAGGUUCAGGCAGUAGGUACUGAAAGCUUAUGCUCAUAGAGUAGCCACUCCCAGAAAGAGUUUGCUAUGUUUCGCAGUUCAAAUCUGAGACCACGGUGCCACCCCUGUGGUUGUGAGUACCAUACAAUGCUUUCAAUUCCAGGGGAAGAAUCUACCAGGAAACCUCCGUCUUGGUUCUGGUUAUGUAACUUUGUAGAACCAACCUUACUAGAAUAGGCCCAAACUGAUUAGUAAUUUCGAAACCAAAAUAGAAUAUCAUGAGGUUAUUUAAUCCAACCUUUUGUCUCAUACCUAAUGUGCACUGUGGAGUAGCAUUAUUUUAGGACCAGCAGAAUCAGGGUUGUAAUAAAUUAGUCCCUCUUCCAGAAUCCCUUGUGCCUGUUUUUGUGGUUUACAUGCUCUUCUACCCAAAUGUAGUAAUUGUAGGGACCCUUUGGGACUGAUUCAUACUAUAGGAGAAAAAGGCUGACUGUACUAAUCAUGACUUUAACAUUCCUAGGAAUAUAGUCAUUUCUGAAUGGUGUAAAUUGAAAGGAAUUUUAAUAUAUGAAGUACAGUAUGCUUUCUGUUUUUAACUCUCUAUCAUGCUCUUAUAUUUCCCGUUGAUUUUAUGCUACUCCUUUUAGGAACUGAAAAAUUCUAGUCCUACUCAGUUAUGUUAAAAAACUUUUGAAUGUGUACCCCAUUGUAUGUGAACAAUUAAAUUAUGACCUAUCUGCCACCCCUAACACGUCAACUUUUAAAGAGUUGGUAACUUUUGCCCAUUUAUGUGAGUUUUGCUCUUCUUUCAUUUAUGUACAUGGCUGUAAAUUAUGUGCAUAUAUUCUGUAUUUAUGUUAACUAGCUUUUACUUGAAUUGUUAAAAUUUUAAAAAAUUAAACUAUGCUUAUGAAA